Molecule: messenger RNA, 1476 nt
Organism: Rubroshorea leprosula
Lineage: Eukaryota; Viridiplantae; Streptophyta; Magnoliopsida; Malvales; Dipterocarpaceae
Source: the annotation of a GenBank genome assembly
GUCCAGCCAUGGCAGGCCAACUUAAGCUUCACAUCGCCAUGUUCCCAUGGCUUGCCUUUGGUCACAUGAUGCCAUUCUUAGAACUCGCCAAACUCUUAGCUCAAAAGGGGCACAAAAUCUCCUUCAUCUCCACCUCUCGAAACAUUAAUCGCCUCCCAAAACUACCUCCGACCCUAUCUCCAUUCAUAAACUUCGUAAACCUCCCUCUCCCUCACGUAGAAUAUCUCCCGGAAAAUGCAGAGGCCACCACCGAUCUCCCUUACGACAAGGUCCCUUACUUAAAACUCGCCUAUGACCGCCUUCAGGGUCCCCUGACUGAGUUUCUAAAAACUUCCUCUCCGGAUUGGCUUCUUUACGACUUCGCUCCUUACUGGUUGCCGCCUUUGGCUCAAAACCUCGGCAUCCCCAACGCUUUCUUCAGCAUAUUCAUGGCUACCGCGUUGUCUGUUUUCAAUCCCACUUCUCCCUUACUUGCUGCUAACGUUGACGACCGUAAGACGCCGGCAGAUUUUACGGUUCCGCCCAAGUGGAUCCCGUUCUCUUCUCAAGUUGCAUUCCGGCUUUUUGAGAUUACUAAAGUCUUCGACAGCAUAAUAGGAGUGGAUUCAUCACACAUUCCGGAUAUAGCCCGAGUUGAUGGAGUGUUCAGAGGCUGCGAUGCUAUAUUUGUAAGAAGCUGCUGGGAAUUUGAGCGGGAAUAUUUACUUCUAGUGGAGGAACUUCACCGGAAACCUGUUGUUCCGGUUGGUUUGCUUCCGCCAAAAGAAUAUGAAUGUACCGGAGAUGAUGAUGACGAGUCGUGGAAGUCGAUGAAAAAGUGGCUAGACAAGCAGCAGAAGGGGUCUGUUGUGUACGUGGCGUUUGGGAGCGAGGCAAAACCGAGUCAAGAAGAACUCACCGAGAUCGCCCUCGGGUUAGAGCUCUCUGGAUUACCCUUCUUCUGGGUGCUGAGGACUCGACGAGGGUUAGCUGAUACGGAGUUGAUACAGUUACCAGAAGGGUUCGAGGAGCGAACCAAAGGUCGUGGUUGGGUGUGCACGAGUUGGGCGCCUCAACUCAGGAUUUUGCGUCAUGACUCGGUGGGUGGGUUCUUGACACAUUCAGGGUGGAGCUCUAUUGUGGAGGCGCUGAUGAACGAGAGAGCGCUUAUACUGCUGACGUUCUUGGCAGACCAAGGGUUGAACGCUAGACUUCUCGAGGAGAAGAAGAUGGGGUAUUCGAUUCCAAGGAACGAAAAUGAUGGGUCAUUCAGGAGAGAAGCGGUGGCAGAGUCACUGAGAUUGGUGAUAGUGGAGGAAGAAGGCAAGAUUUACAGAGACAAGGCUAAGGAGAUGAAGGGGUUGUUUGGAGACAGGGAUUUGCAAGACAGUUACGUGGAUAAUUUUCUCAUUUUCCUCAACACUCAUAAAAAAUGAUAAAACAAUUUAUUCUAAUUAAGAUUUAAAGAUUAUUUGGUAAUAUAAUUUGAAAUUUGUA